Molecule: messenger RNA, 3615 nt
Organism: Erigeron canadensis
Lineage: Eukaryota; Viridiplantae; Streptophyta; Magnoliopsida; Asterales; Asteraceae
Product: receptor-like protein 6
Exons: 5
Coding region: 1-3615 (1204 amino acids)
Molecular function (GO): protein binding
Source: RefSeq, a predicted model, not a curated record
AUGGCUUUCAAAUUUAAGCAUUUCAUCUUCUUCAUAUAUGUAAUAGUACUCAUUCUUCUCACAUCCACUACUGCGUCAAUAUCACUUGAUAAGGAGUGCGUAGCUUUGUUUGAAUUCAAGCAAAGUAUUCUUUAUCAAUCAGCUGCCAAUUUGGAUGCUAGUAGCGGGUUUCAUAAAUUUGACUCUUGGGGGAAGAUCACAAGCAAUAAGAAUAGUAGUAAUGUUUUUGACGAUUGUUGUUUGUGGGAUGGUAUAAUGUGUAGCAAUAAUAAUGAAGCAGGUCAUCAUGUAAUCGGGAUUGAUUUGGGAGAAAGCCUUGUUAGCGGGCGUAUCAGCUCUAACAGUACCCUUUUCGACCUUGUCCAUCUUAAGUCCCUCAACCUCUCGAUGAACGAUUUUUCAGAAUCUCAGAUCCCGUCUGAGAUAUCUCGUCUAAAGCAUCUGACAAGCCUCGAUCUCUCGUACUCUGGAUUCUAUGGACAAAUCCCACAUGAAAUCUCACACUUAACAAAACUCACUUUUUUAGAUCUGUCAUCGAAUCCACUGAAGCUACUGACUCCAGCUAGCCGCUUGUUGCAAAACAUGACCAGACUCGAAGAACUCAAUCUCUCGGGGGUUAACAUCAGUUCUUCCGUACCUCGCUUCUUGGCCAAUUUUACUUCCUUGAGAAAUAUUUCAUUUACCGAAGCUACACGUCUUAACGUAGCACAAAACUCUAACCUCACUGGUUCUUUGCCUGAAUUCCGUAACAACACCUUAUUUGAGCAUUUGCUUUUAGCGUUCACGGGUUUUUCUGGAGUUAUACCCACAUCCAUUAGCAACCUAAACCGAGUGGUAAACUUGGUCCUUAGUGAAUGCUACUUUUCGGGGAGCAUUCCACAGACACUCUCUAACUUGACACAACUUACUAACUUGGGUCUGGGUCAAAAUGGAUUCUCUGGCCAAGUUCCUUCACUAGGGAGUUUGUCUAAACUCCUUAUUUUGGGACUUAGUGACAACGAAUUCGACAAGGGACCCAUGCCUGAUUGGAUUGGGAAACUAACCAACCUUCAAAGGCUGUAUCUAAAUAGACUGAAUAUCUAUGAUGAAAUCCUACCCUCUCUUGCAAACCUUACACAACUUCUUUCUGUCUCUAUUAGGGAAAACUAUAUAUUUGCUCCUGUCCCUGUAUCGUUUAUGAACCUUACCCAGUUAAUUGAGAUCGACCUUAGAGGAAACCAACUGCAGGGACCAAUUUCUAAAUCAUUUUCCAAUUUCAAAAGUCUCCAAUAUCUUAGCCUAGAUGAUAACAACUUUAGCGGCACAGUGAACCUAGACACGUUCUUAGGACUCAACAAGCUCCAAAGUUUAUAUUUAAGUGAUAAUAGAGUUUCGUUUGUCUCCACCAAAAACUACACCGAUGGCAUCAUCGUCCUACCAGAGUUGAGAAACCUUGGACUGUCUUCAUGCAACUUGAAGGAGUUCCCUCCCUUUUUGCGCUUCCAAGCUAAAUUGGAGGUCUUGUUACUGGACAAGAACAAAAUCGAGGGCCUUAUACCUAUGUGGAUGUGGAACAACAGCAAGGAAACGUUACGAGUGCUUGACCUUUCAUACAACUUCAUAACCGGAUUUCCUAACCUUUCUCAAUUCUUACCAUGGGCUCAUUUACAAGCAUUUAGUAUCACGUAUAACCAGUUACAAGGACCACUGCCAAUCCCACCAAAGACAAUAGUUUUUUACGAUUUCUCUAAAAACAAUCUGACAGGGGAGAUACCGUCGUUGUUAUGUGAACUGACAUCCCUUCUGCUCCUAGACUUGUCGUCUAACAAGAUGAGUGGAACUCUUCCUCCAUGUAUCGGAAACUUAAGUAGUUCAUUGUCGGUUUUGGAUCUUAAACGAAAUAACUUUCAUGGAACAAUGAUGAAUACAUUUACGUAUGGAAGCCAGUUGAAGAGGAUUGAUUUCAGUGAAAAUCGAUUUGUGGGUCAGCUACCAAAAUCAUUGGUGAAUUGUACCCGUUUAGAAGUUCUGUCUCUUGGGGAUAACUCUUUUGAUGACAUCUUUCCGUCUUGGCUGGGAGCUCUAGAGGAGCUGAAAGUUCUCAUUUUGCGGUCCAACAACUUUUAUGGUGCAGUUCAUCAAAGUCCAACAAGUAAUUAUAAAUCAGAUUUCUCCAAUCUGCGGAUCAUCGACCUCUCAAACAAUGGUUUUACUGGUCCAUUGCCAGACAAGUACUUUCAAAGUUGGGACGCAAUGAAAUCUGUUUAUGCUGCAAAACCAGUUGCUAUGAGCUUAGAAGUUAACUUUGGCCGGGGCUUCGGGAAGGUUUAUCAAUAUUCGAUGACAUUGACAAACAAAGGUGUCAAGAGAGAAUACGAGAGAAUUUUAAACAUAUUCACAGCUAUUGAUCUCUCUAGUAACAAAUUUGAAGGGCAGAUCCCACCGUCACUCCAAGAACUUCGAGGCCUUGAAUCACUUAAUCUUUCCAACAAUGAUCUUAGCGGUCGUGUCUUGACAUCUUUGGGGAACCUAAAGAAUCUCGAAUCUUUGGAUCUCUCCCAAAACAUGCUGACAGGAAAAAUCCCUCAAGAGUUGUUGAAACUCGGCUUCCUUGCCAUUGUAAAUGUGUCAAACAACCUUCUCGACGGGCACAUACCUCAAGGGAAACAGUUCAAUACAUUCGAGAAUAACUCUUACAUAGGUAAUCCUGGAUUGUGUGGACAACCAUUAUCUAAUGAAUGUGAAGACUCAAAGGCAACAACACCUUCACUAACAAGCAACAAUAAUGAGUCUGAGUACUCCGGGUCUCUCCUCCCAACUGGCGCAAUCGACUGGACUGUCAUAUUUUCAGGAGUUGUAAGCGGUUUUGUAACUGGAAUUGUUUUUUUGAGGUCUCGAUUUGCAAGGUAUAGUGAUUGGCUCAUUGAGCGAUUCGGGUUGAAGAAGGACAGAUGGAAGCUCAAUUUCUUCGCCAAAUCUGAAAUCCCACCUGAGAUUGCUCGUCUAACGCAACUAAAAAGCCUUGAUCUUUCUAAAUCUAACUUCACUGCCCAACUACCUUUUGAAAUCUUGCAGUUGGUGCAACUGUGUUUGUUAGAUCUGUCUUGGAAUUCACUAGCUCUCCAAAGUCCUAACUUUGAGAUUCUAGUGAAAAGAUCAACUUUACUAGAAGAACUCCAUGUCUCUGGGGGAGCUCAUGGUCCGCUCAUCGAUCACGUGUCCCCUCGAAUGAUUAUGGCAGCAGGGUUCCAAUUGUCUUCAAAGGUUAUUGAAUUAAUUCACAAUGGUUUGUGGAAAUGGCCUGUUCAUUGGGUGAAUUAUUUUCCGAAUCUUGAUGUUCCUCGUCUGAUGGGUAACCAGCAAGAUCAGGUUCAAUGGCAAGACAGAGGCGGGCGGCUGGGUGGGUUUUCAGUUGGAAAUGCCUGGGAGGUUUGUCUUGGUGUAAAUAGGAAGGCCGACAUCAAUCAGAACUCCACUGAUUGGGAUUCGAUUAUUGUCAAUGGCCUUAUCGCCUCGGCUAAAAAUAGAUCGUUCUUCAGUGUUGUUGCAAAGUUAAUGCAACGGUCUAUUUUAUUUGGCAGGAGAGAAAUGCAAGACUUAUCAAACAAAGGAAGAGAUCGGUUGAUCAGAUGGUAG